AUGGCCCUCCACCGCAUCCACGUCGCGGUCCUAGACACCGACGUGCCGUGUGCAUCAAUCUACAUCAAGCGAGGCCUCUACAGCUCCCAGUUCCGUGUCCUGCUUCAAGCGGCCGCAGAACGCAUCAACAAACAUGCCAAUAUCAAUCCUCAAGACGGCCCGCUAGCCGUACACGUCACGGCCUUUGACGUCGUAGGCGGCUCACUCCCACCCCUCAACGCUCUUCGCACAACCCCACGAACCUCAACCGAGUCUCACAUCGGGCCCUUCAGUGCCAUCGACGCAAUCAUCAUUACCGGAUCUGGCGCAUCGGCAUACGACCAGAUCCCCUGGAUUACCGAGCUUCAGUCCUUCAUCCAGACAGUUUACACAGACUACCCACUGGUGAAGCUAUUCGGCGCCUGCUUCGGCCACCAGCUCAUCGCGCAGGCACUACUCUCCACGCCUACCAGCCAUGUACCUCUCACAAACACGUUCAACGUGCAACCCGCACAGACGGGCUUCGAAGUGGGCAUCCACCCCAUCACCCUAGACCCCUCAUUCACCGCGCAAUUCCCAUCCCUCGCCCGCACAGCUUCCAAAGGCCCCCUUCGCCUCCAGUUAAUCCACGGCGACCAGGUCCUGCCCACCCCGCAAGCCGUCGCCGCAGCUACAUCUACCGGACAAACGUCCGUCUCGCUCCCGGCACCGUGGAUGAGUAUCGGCAAGAGCGCAGCUUGCCCUGUCCAGGGGUUGUAUAACCCUGGCCGGGUCCUGACGUAUCAGGCCCAUGUGGAGUUUGACACGUUUGUGACUGGCGAGUUGGCCCGUGAAUUUGGACGGCGCAUGGGUUGGUCGUUUGAUGUGGUUGCCGGGUACUUGGAUCGGAUUAAUGAAGCGUGGGUUCCUGGACAAGAUGAUGAUGAUGACUCUAAGGCUGCGGCGGAGGCGGUGGUGCUUUUCUUUGCGGGUCUUGAGCAGGGCUGCUUGAAGUUUGAGGGUGUGCAGCUUGUGGAUGGAUUGAUGACGCCGCCGCUUGAGGAGAUUUCCGCGUGA
This is a messenger RNA of Penicillium daleae, 1035 nucleotides long. Its product is annotated as type 1 glutamine amidotransferase. The record is from RefSeq and is a predicted model, not a curated record. Lineage: Eukaryota; Fungi; Ascomycota; Eurotiomycetes; Eurotiales; Aspergillaceae. The transcript has a single exon. Gene Ontology annotation, cellular component: cytosol; nucleus. The coding region runs from base 1 to 1035 and encodes 344 amino acids.